Messenger RNA from Cottoperca gobio, 1304 nucleotides. RefSeq names its product sperm acrosome membrane-associated protein 4-like. NCBI's taxonomy places the organism in Eukaryota, Metazoa, Chordata, Actinopteri, Perciformes, Bovichtidae. The transcript has 3 exons. The coding region runs from base 60 to 437 and encodes 125 amino acids. Gene Ontology annotation, cellular component: membrane. Gene Ontology annotation, biological process: sperm-egg recognition. The record is from RefSeq and is a predicted model, not a curated record.
GAGCUGAAGAAUCGAGCUGCAAGCAUAUUUUCUCUCUUGUGAGACUGAAACAGUCGGUCAUGUCGAAGCUGGUUUGCUCUCUGCUUCUCCUCUGCUUACUUCCAGCUGUGGUUCCCUUGUUCUGUUACACCUGUGUGUUCCCCGCCAUCUCACCUCUGGACUGCAUCAGAUUCCCUCUCAAGUGUCCACCCGGGCAGGUCUGCCUGUCCAGCAGAGCUGUGGGCGAGAAAGGAGACUUCCGUGUCGUGUUGUAUGAGAAGAGCUGCAUCGUGCCCUCCCUGUGUGGAGUCACGGGGGAGAAACACACCAUGGGACUCAACUUCACCUUCACCAAUGACUGCUGCAAUACACACCUGUGCAACGGAGCUGCGACACCUGCUACCGCCUACUGGACUGGCACAUUACUCACACUUCUUAUUUCAUACUCAGUUUGGUGAAUAUAUAAAUAUGUUAUAGAGAGGGACAACUUUUAUCAUUGAGUAAACUGACGAACUCUGACUAAUGUUAAGUGACAGAUUUUAUGGAUGUAAAACGAGCGAUUGUGAGCAGAUUAUGUUCUGUGAAUAUUGCAUCAGAGAUCAGUGUUCCUGUUAUAGUUUAGCAACUUUUAACUGUCUUAACUGUGUACUUUGCUAAUGUAGGAGGAGGCUGGUUGAGAACCAUUGCUCUAAUGGACUUGCAUUUUACUGUACUUCCUUUAAGUACCUGUGCACUAAAGUAAUGUAAUGUAAGUUUGUUUUACCAUGCCUGUGAGAUAACUGUGUUUACUGUGAACUAAAGAUGUGCCUUUCUGGUUGCAGAGCUGUUUCUGGAGGGGAGGGCGGGGAUGAGUUUAACAUGUUGAGCUUAUUGUUCCCAUGAUUGAGUAUUUUUUUUAUACAAACUGUGAUAAAAUAAACUACCUCUAUCCACUUAUCACACUUAUUACAUGUACGCCACCUAAAAAAAAUGCUUGUGCUUACUGGCAUACAGAAUAAAAGACGAAGUAUUAUGUCCUCAGACACAUGUGAUCUGGGCCAAAUUUGAGCAAAACUCAAAAAUAUAUUGUUAGAUUUGUUUGUGAAAAUAGAGUCUAUUAUGUUGCAUACUUGCCUGAAAAUGUUGGAACACUGCCAUGCUGUUUAUUAGCCAUUUUAUUUACGUGUUGACAGAAUUGUAUACGAAAUAUUCUUUGUACCUCAAAAAGUACAACUCUUUAAAUAAUCCCAAAAAACAUUAUUGGUAUAUUUUAAAAGGAAUAAGUUGAAUAAGUUAUUAUUAUUAUUUAUUUUUGUUUUAGCCUUUUUCAAAGUAGGCAUUUUGAC